AUGCCCCCCCAUCUCCCCGUACACAGCUCUUUCAUUUGCCGUCCAAAUAGUCCUUGUCGUUUAAGCCCCAUCACAAAGCUGACACCCUUCAUCUACCAUUUUUCCUCGUUUCUUUUGCUCUUCAAUUUUUCUCUAGGUUUUGUUUUCAUUUUUCCGAAUUCUUCCGUUUCGUUUGCCUUUUUUCUUUUCUUUUUUUUUGCCGUUUUUAACUUUCUUUCUAUUUUUGUUAUCCUGCAUUUUUUAGCUUUUAAUUGCUUACUUUUUAUUUUGUUUAAUUUUGCCUUCCAGUUCCUCUCUUAUAAUUGUUUCCUUCUUGUUUGUUUUUUUCUUCCUUUCCCUUUCUUUUCUUGUAAACAAAAGCUCUCCCUAUCUUUUCUUCCCGUCGCCUACUCUUGUUACGCUUCUAUCAUUUCUUUUUCUCUGUCUUACCACGUGAAAGCCACCUCUUUGCCACCCGUUACCUUGCUAAUCAAACCAACAUUUUUCUUCUUUUGUCGGCAAAUUCCGGAAUCCUCUUUAAGAUUGCUUUUAUUUGCAGACUAA
Molecule: messenger RNA, 543 nt
Organism: Acanthosepion pharaonis
Lineage: Eukaryota; Metazoa; Mollusca; Cephalopoda; Sepiida; Sepiidae
Source: the annotation of a GenBank genome assembly